CGAUCCUAACCUGACCUAACCUAAACCCCUUUCUGAUUACCUCACACCGAUCUUCGAUUCCUUGCUUUCGAAUCCCCAAAAUCGCCACCGUGCGUAAUAAACCCUAAAAAAACCCUAAUUUUCCCACAAUUAGAUAAACCGUCAACGAGGCGAUGGCGUCUGGUGCUAUAGCUCCGAAGGCAAAGCACAAACGGAGCGAAAUCAGCAACAAAAGAACGAAACCCACGACGGCGUCGGCGAGAUCGGAGAGGCCGCCGUCGUCGUUUCCGUCGAAUCCACUUAUGUCGGAAGAUAAGAUGAAGAUAAGUCUGAACUCAAUCUCGAAGCUCGAAGCUCGCAACUUGAAGCGGAAACUAACGUCCGAGCUCGAAAAAGUCAGGACCUUUAUCAACCGCCUCGACAAGAAGAAGGGAGGAGGUUGUUCCGACAAAGGUAAAGCUCAGGUUUUGAAGAGCUGCGGUGGCUUGCUUUCGAAGCUGAUGAAGCACAAGUUUGGGUGGAUUUUCAAUACCCCGGUUGAUGCGGUUAAAUCCGGUUUACAUGAUUACCACACGAUUGUUAAGAAGCCUAUGGAUUUAGGGACGGUUAAGAGUAGGUUGAGUAAUAAGUACGAGUCUCCCUUGGAGUUUGCUGAGGAUGUGAGGCUUACUUUUAACAAUGCGUUGCUGUAUAACCCUGUGGGGCAUGAGGUUCAUCGUAUGGCUGAGUUUUUGUUGAACAUGUUUGAAGAGAAGUGGGCCCCGCUUCAAACACAGUAUCAGUCUCUUAAUAGUAGUCAACAAGAACGAGCUCCUCCUCCUAUAGUGGUUGAGGAUAGGACUUUGGAGAGAGCAGAGUCUAUGACAAACGCGGUGGAGCCUGCAGCUCUAACCGUUUCCCCUGAGAAGCGUGAAGAAGAGGAUAGGGACUUGACGUUUGAGGAGAAGCGGAGACUUAGUGAAGACCUUCAGGAUUUGCCUUUUGAUAAGCUAGAGGAAGUUGUUGAGAUUAUAAAGAAGAGGACACCGGAACUUGAACAACAAGACGAUGAGAUUGAGUUGGAUAUUGAUAGUCUUGACCUCGAAACGCUUUGGGAGCUUUAUAGGUUUGUGACAGGAUAUAAGGAGAGCUUGAGUAAGAAAAAGGAAGAGGGUGGAUUGGGAUCAGAAAGAGAAGGUGAAUCUGUUCACGAGAGUGUCCAAGAACCUAACACUCUAGUAACUGGCCCUGUAUCGACGAAAGUUACAGAAUCAGGUCAUGUGGCAUCUCCAGUUCGUCAAGUAAAUGCUGGUGGAUCAAGUAGUUCUAGUAGUAGUAGUGGAUCAGGCUCUUCUAGUGAUUCUGACAGUGAUACUGGUAACUAACCAAGACUGUGAAAGUAUUUAGCAUAGGUGGGAGAGCCUUGGUGUUGUCAGUUUCAAACUUGGUGCAUCUCUCUCAGUAGCAAACCUAGGUUGCUUUUUUGUUCCAGCGUCCUCCACAUCAGAUUGUUUCUGUAUUAUUAGUGUUCUUGUUAACUGUACAUAAAAGUGAACAACAUCUCAAGUGUUUUGUUUUGGCCUUGUCAUCAAUUUGAACAGGCUUGUUAUGUACACUUCUUAUUUGUUUUGUCAUCUUGGAUGUUCUUUUA
This is a messenger RNA of Raphanus sativus (radish), 1609 nucleotides long. Its product is annotated as transcription factor GTE3, chloroplastic. The transcript is spliced from 4 exons. Gene Ontology annotation, molecular function: protein binding. Bases 153 to 1343 code for a protein of 396 amino acids. Lineage: Eukaryota; Viridiplantae; Streptophyta; Magnoliopsida; Brassicales; Brassicaceae. The record is from RefSeq and is a predicted model, not a curated record.